UCAACACUCAUCUGGAAGCAGCGUUCCAUAGCUACUGUACGGCCUAUAAAUCAAACCCGUGGCUGUGUGAAUCCUUCUGGGAUCGAUCUCUCUCUCUCUCUCUCCCCCGAAAAGUAGGGUUCAGCGGGACAUGGAAUUGUACUACUCCACGAAGCUGUCGAUUUCUUCGGAUGCGUCUUGCCACUUCUUGCCGGGAUGGGGCAGCCAUGUCUCCAACUCCAGCAGCCUUAAUUUGUCUAGGAGGAGGGGGAGGGGUAGGAGGAAUCGGAGGACCUCGUCGCUUCGCUUUUCGAUUGCUGCUGCUGCGGCGGCGACCGAGACUGCAACCAGGAAGCUGGUGCCGAUAUCGAGGCGGAACGAGCCGGCGGAGAGGGUGACCAGCGCCAUGGAGCAGCUCGACAUCGAGCGCGGCGUCUGCAUCCCCUUCCGCAAGUACACUCCCGAGACGGUCAGGAACAAGGUUCUGGAAUCGAGGGGGUCGAUACUGUCGCUAAUCGGCCGUGGCGUGGAGAUCGUCUGGAACUUGGGCCUCUACUGGUCGGCACUCACCUACGACUGCUUAGUUGGAAGGGAUGAGGAAGUAGUCCCUUACCGCGCUCGCCAGCUUCGCAAGCUUCUCUGCGACCUUGGCCCAUCUUUUAUCAAAGCCGGUCAGGUGCUAGCAAAUAGACCGGAUAUAAUUCGAGAAGAUUACAUGAACGAGCUCUGCAUUCUCCAAGAUGAUGUCCCUCCUUUCCCGAGUCAGGUGGCAUUUGCUAUCAUUGAAGAGGAUCUUGGGCAACCACUCGAACAGGUGUUCAGUAGAAUUUCGUCGCAGACUAUAGCGGCUGCCAGCUUAGGUCAAGUUUACCGUGCCACUCUACGAGAAACAGGGGAGGAUGUUGCUAUAAAGGUGCAAAGACCAGAGAUAGAGCCUAUAAUUUACCGAGAUCUUUUUCUCUUCCGCAAUCUGGCUUCAUUUUUGAAUGGUAUCAGUCUGCAGAAACUAGGUUGCAAUGCAGAGCUUAUUGUUGAUGAAUUUGGUGAAAAGCUAUUGGAAGAACUUGACUACACUCUUGAAGCUCGGAACAUUGAGGACUUUUUGGAGAACUUUAAAGAUGAUCCAACUGUUAAGAUCCCACGCGUUUAUAAACAAUUCUCUGGUCCACGUGUCUUAGUAAUGGAGUGGAUUGAUGGCAUUCGAUGCACUAAUCCACAGGCCAUUAAAGCAGCAGGCAUCGAUGUAAAUGGUUUUUUGACAAUUGGGGUUAGUGCUGCAUUGAGGCAGUUGCUAGAAUUUGGGCUGUUCCAUGGAGAUCCACAUCCUGGAAAUAUCUUUGCCAUGCGUGAUGGCCGUAUUGCUUAUGUUGAUUUUGGAAAUGUGGCCGAGCUUAGUCAGCAAAAUAAGCAAAUUUUGAUUGAUGCCGUUGUCCAUGCUGUCAAUGAGGAUUAUGCUGAGAUGGCAAAUGACUUCACUAGGCUUGGCUUCCUUGCUAGUGGAACAGAUGUCUCUCCUAUUAUUCCAGCGUUAGAGGCUAUAUGGCAGAACUCAGUUGGGAAAGGAUUGUCUGACUUCAAUUUUCGAAGUGUCACUGGGAAGUUCAAUCAACUUGUCUAUAAUUACCCAAUUCGCAUUCCGGAGAGAUUUUCUCUUGUUAUUCGUUCUUUGCUGACUCAAGAAGGAAUCUGCUUCACGCUUAAGCCAGAUUUUAAAUUUCUUGAGGUUGCAUAUCCAUAUGUAGCAAAGCGCCUUUUAACAGAUCCAAAUCCUGCGCUUCGUGAACGUCUCAUACAGGUUCUGUUUAAAGAUGGAGUGUUUCAGUGGAAACGACUUGAAAACCUUAUAAUUCUUGCCAAGGAAAAUGUGGCUAAGAUGAACAGCAACCCUGCAUUACAACAAAAGAGCAGCACCCGAAGUUCAAGGAGCUUGCAAGUUGAGAAGAAACUGGACCUCACAGAAACCAUAAAAGAUGGAGCACGUAUGUUUCUAAUUGAUGCUGGGAUUCGACGUCAACUCAUCAUGGCUCUAACAGAAGACUCCAAGCUUCACAUUCAAGAGCUUGUAGAUGUAUACAGGUUGGUCGAGGAUCAAAUAGAUAUACCUUCUGUUGCUUUGGAGGUUCUGCAAGACUUGCCUAACGUCACACGUGAUUUUAUGCUUGCAUGGAGUGAUUCUGUCCUAUCAGACCGGUGGUAACGGUGGCGAUUGCACUGCAGUCUGGUAUGCAUCCAGGAUCUUGCCAUGUCCCAAGUUUUGGAUUUUCUCACACCUCCCUCCCAAUCACCUCUUUUUUCUUUCUAUCUACUAAUCCUAAACCCUCUCCUCACCUCACUGUAUUGUAGAAUAAGUUGUAAUCUUAUAGGCUCUAAUAUGUAAAGUCUUUUUAAAUGUAUCCAAAGUAUGCCCAUUUUUUUGGCACAUUUCUUUGUACAACAAAGCAGAUAUGAAAUACGAGUAUAGUAGGCAUGGUAUAAGAAUGAAACUAGUUGUUUC
Messenger RNA from Musa acuminata AAA Group (dessert banana), 2473 nucleotides. Its product is annotated as protein ACTIVITY OF BC1 COMPLEX KINASE 1, chloroplastic. The coding region runs from base 131 to 2176 and encodes 681 amino acids. The record is from RefSeq and is a predicted model, not a curated record. NCBI's taxonomy places the organism in Eukaryota, Viridiplantae, Streptophyta, Magnoliopsida, Zingiberales, Musaceae. Gene Ontology annotation, biological process: protein phosphorylation. The transcript is spliced from 14 exons. Gene Ontology annotation, molecular function: protein kinase activity; ATP binding.